AGACAAUCCGUGGGUAUCAAAUGGCAACACUCGCCGAUUAUUCGGUUAAAGAGCACGUCGCUAACGCGCGAUAUAGGCGCCGCCAGCACCAGUUGAGUCCGCAGCACAGCAUGGCUACGAGCGUCUCCUCCUCCGCGGCUCGCAUCGCCGACCGUAUGCGCAGUUUUAAGAAAGGAAUUGACGCGGAUGAGACCCGACGGAGACGUGAGGACACCACCAUUCAGAUCCGCAAGAACCGGCGCGAAGAGCGUCUCAACCAACGAAGACGCAUGAUCUCCAUGGUACAAACAUAUAGAGACACUGUUAACAACUCACAGAUAUAAUUGCUCUACGUACUAACCAGGAAUGCCACUAGGAACACAACAAUAUAAUGGAGACGCCGAUGCAGACGACAAGUACCAGCCUCGACGAGCCCAUGCGCUCCCUUAACGGCGUCAGUGUGUCGGAUUUGCCAAAGAUUGCGGCAAUGAUCCAGUCCCUGGACCCGAUGGAGCAGUCAAACGCAGUAUCAAAGUUGAGGAGACUGUUGUCGCUUGAGACCAACCCGCCAAUUCAGGAGGUUAUCAACCUAGGUGUCGUCCCGCUACUUGUGGAAUUUCUGAAGCAGCACGAUCGACCAGAGAUGCAAUUUGAGGCGGCAUGGGCACUAACGAAUAUCGCGUCGGGUACCACCGAACACACUGAGGAAGUGAUCCGAUGUGGCGCCGUGGAGCUGCUGUGUACACUGCUACUUUCUACGAAUGAAGACGUCUGCGAGCAAGCGGUGUGGGCGCUGGGAAAUAUUUCUGGUGAUUCGCCGCAAUGCCGUGACUUGGUGCUGAAUGCAGGCGCGAUGAUGCCGUUACUGGCAGUACUGCGCAGGAAUUCAGGAAAGCUCACGAUUCUUCGGAACGCAACGUGGACGCUGUCGAAUUUGUGCCGAGGCAAACCCAGACCAGAUUUUGAUCUUGUUAGACCCGCACUGGAUCUGCUUCCGCAUUUGAUUCAUUCGCGGGAUGAGGAAGUUGUUACGGAUGCAUGUUGGACGCUUUCGUAUCUCUCGGACGGCACAACGUCGAAUAUUCAGGCCGUUAUUGAUGCUGGAGUAUGCAGUCGGAUAGUGGACCUAGUGGGCCAUACAGUGCCUUCCAUCCAGACGCCAACGCUGCGUACAAUCGGCAAUAUUUUGACUGGAACUGAUCAACAGACGCAGUUGAUGCUGGAUCUGGUGGUGCUGCCGAGGCUUGUACCGCUGCUCAAGCAUGAUAAGAAGAUUAUCCGCAAGGAAGCUUGCUGGGCGAUUUCUAAUAUCACGGCAGGUAGUCAGAGUCAGAUUCAGGAAGUGAUUGACGCCAAUGUGAUCCCGCCGCUGUUAUUUCAGCUCAUGUCAGCCGAGUUCGACGUCCAGAAAGAAGCAGCUUGGGCGAUAACGAAUGCUACGAGCGGAGGUUCCACUGAGCAGAUCAAAUAUUUAGUACAGCAAGGAUGCAUCCCUCCGUUAGUUAAGCUACUGGACGUUCAAGACCCGCGUGUGAUUAACGUAGCACUAGACGCUCUGGAGAACAUUCUUCUGGCUGGAGAGGCAGAUACGUCGUUGACGGAUACGGAGAAUCGCAUGGCGCGAUACAUUGAAGAAGCUGACGGCAUCGAGCUGAUCCAGAACCUGCAGUAUCAUCAACAAGAAGAUAUAUAUGAGAAGUCUGUGCGUAUUAUCCGCGACUACUUCGACGGAGAAGACGAGGACGACUUUGACAUCGCACCGGAUAUGGACUAUGGUGCGCACCAAUUUUCAUUUGGAGUUGGUGAAGCCGCAAGUGCAGGCGGUGGUAAUAUCCGAUUUAACUUUUAGGCCGUAGUGUUAGUUGGAGAGUGUACUUGACGUGCAGUAUAAAAAAAUAAAAAAAGCAAUUGACUCCUGCUCUGGGGUUGCAAAAAAAAAAA
Molecule: messenger RNA, 1920 nt
Organism: Phytophthora nicotianae INRA-310
Lineage: Eukaryota; Oomycota; Peronosporomycetes; Peronosporales; Peronosporaceae
Exons: 5
Coding region: 371-1828 (485 amino acids)
Biological process (GO): NLS-bearing protein import into nucleus
Cellular component (GO): nucleus; cytoplasm
Molecular function (GO): nuclear import signal receptor activity; protein binding
Source: RefSeq, a predicted model, not a curated record